UAUGGGAAAUAGUUUUUUGUAAACGAAUUAUUAAGUUUUUUUUGUGUUUAUUGUUUGUGACAUGUUUUUGCAGUUGUUCGAUGCAUUUCAGCGGCUUGUAAGUCAAUUAAAACGUCAAUUUGUGUGGAUUCGCCACUGGUUUCCAUUGCCGCAACGCUUCUACGGCUUCCGGCGGUCAUUUCUCAUAGACCCGGAACGGACAAGGGCACGCGAACGGGCCAGCUACCAGUGCAAUCCGAGGGCUACGCGUCGCCAACUGGUUAUGGACUACAUCUUUGAGUGCUUCUUCGAGGACACAUUCGAUCAGAUUACCCGCAAUGGGCUGCAGGAUCGCCAGUCGCGCCGGAAUGUGCUCGACCAUCUCAGUUCAAUUAUUAAAGGCUGCAGCGAGGGCCAAAAUACGCAGACGGAUGAGGUGGCCGGCAUAGCCGUAGUGGCGGCCAUGCGAUAUCAUCGGCUGGCCAAGGAGGAUAAUGGGGGUCGGGUAUGCCUCAUGGGCAAGUAUCACAACAUCCUGUACAUCGCCCUGCGCACCUGCUGGGACUGGGGAGUGCGCGACUCCGAGGUGGUCGUCCAACUCUUGGUGGCCAUUUAUGAGUGUGAGAAGACUUUUGAGCGGAUAUUCCUGGGCGCCUUGUUUGGGCCACAUGCUCCACACUUUAUCGCUGGUUGGCGCAGCGACUUUCAGGAUCAGCAUGAAAAUGUCCGGGCCGUGGUUUACUUUCUGAAGCAUGCCACACGCGAGAAGCUCACGUUGCCCGUCUGGAUACCCCGUUUCGAGGAGGAGCGACAGCUCAGAUUCAUUGAUGUGCCCAUUGAGUCCUGUGGAAGGUCCUCUCCGCUGCGCAUCGCCCUGCAGGCAAAUGCUCCCGAACUGCUGCUCAUUCUCCUAAGAUACGGCGCCUCACCGCAUCCCCCGGAUGGUGGUACCUCGGUAAUUUUGGCGCUGCUCGACAAACUAAUUGAGAAUGGCCGCAAUUACAGCUACGAACUGGUGCUGUGCCUUAAGAUACUGUUGCGAAACGUGGCCAUGAUUGAGAUGCCCUUUAAGCCUCUGCUGUAUGCCUCACGUAGGGAGAUGUUCUUCGAGCGUUACGGGAGACUGUUAAUCGACAAAAUCAUUGGCAAGGAGCAGGUGUAUGGUGUUCCCUCACUGCGUCAUCUAUGUCGAUGCUGCAUUCGCGAUGUCCUCCGAGAGCAUAAUCAACUGCCCAACGGCAUCGACACUUUGAGGCUGCCUAUGCGAUUGCAGCGCUACAUUGACCUCACGGAAGAGCUGGAGGGAGUCGAGGGGCAGCCAGAGCCACCAGAACAGCCAAAGCCAAAGCCGGGUAGUCGACUGGCAAGUGGCAUGCAGCGGAUGGACACCAUCAGCAGCAUAACCGAGAGCGAGGACGAAAGCGAGAACCGUGUUCAGCUGCUGGAGGCAGUCACGGAUGCGGAAAAGGCCGCGGCAGCCGCGUUUGUGGCAACCAGCGAUGGGGCAGUCACUGCUGAGGCCAAGCAAGCGGCUGUGGCAGCCUAUGUGGCAGCCUGCAGACCCGAUGCUGAUCCCGAUUUCCCACUUAUGCCCCAACAGGACGAUGACGGGGCCCCUGCCCCAGAGCUUAGCUAGUGAACACUCACCUGUAGGUGUGCUCGCUGACGUUGAUGCGGCCGGGCACGCCUGUGGUCUCCGUGCGGCUUGUGAGGUUCACGGUGUUGCCGAAGAGACAGUAACGCGGCACUCGAUUGCCAAUCACACCUGUCACGACUUCGCCUGAGUGGAUGCCGAUGGUAAUUUGCUGAGGAGAUAGAAAAUAUAAAAAAAGGGAACUUAUAACUCGAAUUUGUAAGAAUUUAUCUAGAAAAUAAACAGAGCCGUAUCCAGAGCAGCACUACAUUGCGCUAA
Drosophila guanche is the source of this 1891-nucleotide messenger RNA. RefSeq lists its product as uncharacterized. NCBI's taxonomy places the organism in Eukaryota, Metazoa, Arthropoda, Insecta, Diptera, Drosophilidae. Bases 62 to 1615 code for a protein of 517 amino acids. Gene Ontology annotation, biological process: intracellular signal transduction. The record is from RefSeq and is a predicted model, not a curated record. The transcript is spliced from 8 exons.